This is a messenger RNA of Homo sapiens (human), 2065 nucleotides long. RefSeq names its product cyclin Pas1/PHO80 domain containing 1 (gene CNPPD1). The record is from RefSeq and is marked validated. Lineage: Eukaryota; Metazoa; Chordata; Mammalia; Primates; Hominidae. Gene Ontology annotation, molecular function: protein kinase binding. The transcript is spliced from 9 exons. Gene Ontology annotation, cellular component: membrane. Bases 144 to 1376 code for a protein of 410 amino acids.
AGACUCGAAAACAACAUCUACUCAGAAAAGUUGUUUCUUUCCUAUCUCCUUAAACUUUCCCACUUCCACAUAUCGGAGCUUCUUCCCACCUCGGCCUACUCAAGCAUGAGAUCGGAGGCGGGAGGGCGGCGACUGGCGGCGCGAUGGACCUGACCGGGCUCCUGCUGGACGAAGAAGGCACCUUCUCCCUCGCCGGCUUCCAGGACUUCACGUUCCUCCCAGGACACCAGAAGCUGAGUGCCCGGAUCCGAAGGAGGCUCUACUAUGGCUGGGACUGGGAAGCCGACUGUAGCCUGGAGGAGCUCUCCAGCCCGGUGGCAGACAUUGCUGUCGAACUGCUCCAGAAGGCAGCCCCCAGCCCUAUUCGCCGACUCCAGAAGAAAUAUGUAGCUCAUGUGUCCCGGGAGGCAUGCAUCUCCCCAUGUGCUAUGAUGCUGGCUCUGGUGUACAUUGAACGGCUCCGGCACCGAAACCCAGACUACUUGCAGCAUGUGUCAUCCUCUGACUUGUUCCUGAUCUCCAUGAUGGUGGCCAGUAAGUACCUCUAUGAUGAAGGGGAGGAGGAGGAGGUCUUCAACGACGAAUGGGGAGCUGCUGGGGGUGUGGCCGUGCCCACUCUCAAUGCCUUGGAGAGGGGCUUCCUGAGUGCCAUGGAUUGGCAUCUCUACACUGACCCUCGGGAGAUCUUUGAGGUGCUGAGCUGGUUGGAGAGCUGUGUGGCUGAGCAGCAGGGACGGUGGCGAGGCUGGUACACCUACACAGACCUGUGUGUGCUGCUGGAGCAGCCGACCUGGCAGUUGGCCCUGGGCUCCCUCUGCCAGCGGCUGGUAAAGCUGUCUUGCCUGUUAGCUGUGGCAUAUGUGAGCAGUGUGGCCCUGGCUGUGGCAUCGGUGGCCGUAAUACAUCAGUCUUUGGGGCUGUCCUGCAUCCCUACACCUGGGCCGCCUGACCUUGGACUGACCUCCCGUUGCCUCCUGGAGCCCUGCAUACCUUCUGUGCCACAAUGCCUGCCGUCUCUCGCUAAUGUCUCCAGCUGCCUGGAAGGCAGCAUGGGGCUGCGGUCACUCUGGGGCAGUCUUCUGGCCUCACUGACUCCUCCACCAUUGCCUCCCCCAGACCCCCCUGCCCCUCCCACUCUUCUUCAUAACUGCCACCUUUGCCAGAAGCUCCAGAGAGACUCCCCAACCUGCCAUGCCUGCCUCCACCCCAACCGUACAGUCCCCACUGCGCUGUCCAGCCCCUGGUACCAUACCUAUGGCCUGGCUCCCCCCUGGCCUUGGAGCCCGGUGCUCCUUUCACUUCCUCAGCCUCAGCAAUGUUCCCUUUUCAGUGUCAUGGAGCUGGCUCGCCUCAAGUCUUUCGUUUUCCCAGGCUAGGUAGGGCUGUGAGGAAUGCAUUAAGAGGGUUUGGGAGUUUCUGAGAACCUGGAGGAGCAAAGCUUGAUUCAGAUCCUGUCUGCCUCGCUGGGUCCUUGGCAGGUCCCCUGUCCUCCUGGGUGGGAGCUUAUGGGGUGGUGGGGCAGAAGGACUGAAGGUAAUUCACUCCUAGAUCGCAGUGGCUGGCUGCUUGGCCAGGACAGUGAUGCCGCCAGGGAGAGCUUCCGCUUGGUGACCAGGGACAUGUCCCAGAUGGACAUAGAAGCCCCUCUCUGCCUCCCUGGGAUUUUUUAGACUUUUACUUUUGAUUUCCCUAGGAUGGAAGAGUAUAGGUGGGAGAUAAGGGAAGUGGGGUGAGAGGAGAAAGGAAAUGUUGGCAUGGGCCUGUGUGAUGUCCCUGAGGCAGAAGAGCCGGGGACUGAUGGGUUCAGGUGGGAGCUGCUGGGUGAGGCAGGGAACCCUUUUCACUCCCAUUCCUUAGCUUUAGUCUAAUGGAGCCAAGGACUGCUGGGACCUUCAACCCUGAUCUUUUGUCUUCCAGUCUUCUCUUAGUGUCCUGCUCCUAGGUUUCCCUCUCUUCUGGUUCUUCUCCCAGGUAUUCUCUUCCCAGGCCUCUCUGGCCACUGCUUUGUAUCAGGGUUUUUCACGCUUUUGUAGAACUGAGGUUUCAAUAAACAGUUUCAGUUGCA